Fulvia fulva is the source of this 783-nucleotide messenger RNA. RefSeq lists its product as uncharacterized. Lineage: Eukaryota; Fungi; Ascomycota; Dothideomycetes; Mycosphaerellales; Mycosphaerellaceae. The transcript is spliced from 2 exons. Bases 1 to 783 code for a protein of 260 amino acids. The record is from RefSeq and is a predicted model, not a curated record.
AUGCGAUCUCCACUCUUCGCAGCUCUUCUCUGUGCUACCGCUGGACGUAAUGUCCUCGCCGCAAGCAACGCGAAGUUUUGCAGCACCGUGAAAGGGAUUGUGGCCAGCGCCAAAGCCCAGAGGCCGGCGCUCGACUUCUGCAGCUCGACGGUGACAUCCACCCAAAUCUGCCAGCCGACCCCAGCAACGUUGCAGAAGGUCGCGCGCGAAUCAAAGAGCAAACCAAAACCCGCCUGCCUCAAAGGUUUCUCCAAGCCAGCAGAGAUUUCGUCAGCGUGCAAAUGCCUACCACUCACCACCACAGUCACACCGACAAGCACUGUGCGCGUUGCAGUAACACCAGCCAGCUUCAAGCUCAAGGCAACCGGCAGUCCAGCGAAUGGGCAGUUCAUGCAAAUACGGAACCUCUUCUCGACCUUCGACACUACCCUCGCAGAUGCACAGGUUGUUAGUCUCAAUAACACAGGUGGCCUCAGAGCGACGGUACGAAGUCUGGCGAAUGAUGGGUCUACCUACUUUGCCCGAGCAAUUCAUGAUUGCGGUGGGAGUGAGGCUGCGGCGUGGUAUGACCCGCCUGGAUUCGCGUGUGACAACGAUUGGAUAUGCCGAGUCGAGGCCGGGGCCGACCAGACUUGCAACCUGGCUUGCGAAGGUAGGCCGGGUUGGGUGAACAACCAGGUGGAGUCGGACAAUGGUCUGGUCAACCAGUGGUAUUUGAGUCCUAGUGAGGCUGGAGUUGGGAACGCGAGAGUGGCGUUCACGCCAUUGGUGGUGCCUGUGUAG